Rotaria sordida is the source of this 2403-nucleotide messenger RNA. The record is from the annotation of a GenBank genome assembly. Lineage: Eukaryota; Metazoa; Rotifera; Eurotatoria; Philodinida; Philodinidae.
AUGACUGUUGUUGUACAAACACGUGAUCGUUGUCGUAUUUGUUUUUCAUUACUUUUACGUGAUCGUUCAAUAUGUUGUCAAAAAUCUUAUAAUUUAUUUAAAAAUAUUGAACGUCAAAAAAUUCCAUUAAAUAAAUUAAAUCCAUAUCAAAUUAAAAUACGAAAUCAAACAGUUUGUUUUCGAGAUUUAAUUCUACGUUAUUUACAUACACAAAUACAUCAAACAAGAAAUUUUUCAAAUUUUAUAUGUCAUGAUUGUUCAAUGAUAUUAUUAGAUAUUGAACAAUGUGCAAAAUAUUUACGUAAAACAAUAAAUCAAUUAAAAAUUAAAUUUAAUAAAUCAAAUCGUCUUCGAACAUCAUCAUUAUCAGCAACAUAUCAAAAGAAAAGACAACAACACCAACAACAAACAACAAUAAUUAAAGAAGAACAAUUACCUAUUAUAAAUUCAGAUUCUGAUGAAGAAUUUGAUGAUAUUGACGAUGAAGAGGAGUUCGAUGACGAGCAAGAUGAUAUUAAACCAAAUGUAUCAACUAAUAUAAAAUCUUCAGAUCAAUCAAAAUCUCUUCAUUUUACACCAUCAUCAUCAUCAUCCAGUAUUAAUUCUUCAUCAAAUAUUCCAACAUCAAAAAUAAAUUCGAUUAAUAAGAAUACUAAUAAUGGUCAGUGCAAUGAUAAUAAUAAUAAUGAUGAUGAAGAUGAUGAUGAUGAUGAAAUUGGUUUAAUAAAAAAUUCAUCAGAAAAAUUUCAACAACAAAAUUUACAUUUACAAACAAAUCCUCUAAAUACAUUAUCCGGUUUAAAUGGUUUAAUAACAACAGGUAAUACAAUGAAUUUACUUGAAGAAUCAAAUCCAAAUUUAUUUCAAUUACGUCUUGCUCAUAUGAUGGCAUCUACGGCUUCUAUUAAUUCAACAAAUAUAGGUCAAAAUCGAAAUGAUAAUAAUUCUAAUGUUGAUACAAUGAUGAAUACAUUAGCUAAUAUACAGAGAAAUUUUCUUUUACAAUUCUUCAACGAUCCAAUGGCAGCUGCUCAAGCAGCACAAGCUGCUGCUGCCGCUGCUGCUGCUGCUGCUUCAGCUGCUUCAGCUACACAAAUGAAAACUAAUUUAACACCAAUACCAUUAAUAACAUCAAAUAAUAAACAAAGUGGAAGUUGUAGAAAACGAAAAUCAACACCUGAAAAACGUGUUCUAACAAAUCAUCGAUCAUCAAAUAAUAAUAAUGGCGAUACAUCACCAACAAUUGAACAUGAAUUACUUGAUAAUCAUAAUAAUACUAAUGAUUUAAUUGAUCAUCCAUUAGAACUAACAUUUAAAAAUAUUCAACAAUCAAAUCCUGUUUUAUUAUCACCAAUUAAAUCAUCAACAGAUAUUCAUAAUAUUGUGAUUGAAAAUGGUAGUCCAACUUAUCAUCCAAAUUAUUUAAAUCAACAUCAAAAUAUCGAUGAAGAUCGUAAAGAGAGUACGACACCGAAUGAUUCGUCGUUAUCUCUUUCACCAUCAUUAAUACGUCGUACAACAUAUUCAAAACGACAAAAAUUUUCAACAAAUAAUCAAUAUGAAUAUCCAAAUAAUUUAAAAAUAAAUUUAUCUCAAACAUCAACAACAGAUUUACUUUCACCAAAUCAUCAAUCAAUAUAUAAUGAUGAUAAUAAUUUAAUUCAACAACAAAAACAACAAAGAAAAUUAGAUCCACGUACAUGUACAGACUGUGGUAAAGUUUUAUUUAAUGAUAAAACACUUUUACUUCAUUGUCAAACACAUGCAAAAAAUGAAAAACAAUGUUGGAUAUGUGGAAUUCAUGAUGAUGAUAUUAAAAAACAUAUUAUUAAUGAACAUGGAAAUCAAAAAUUUACAAAUACUGGUUUUAAAUGUCAACAUUGUGAAAAAGUAUUUCCUGUUUAUGCUGAUCUUGAAACACAUACACGAGAUCAUAGCAAGAAAAAACCAUUUGAAUGUCCAAUAUGCAAUAAACGUUUUGGUCAACAAGGAAAUUUAAGUUGUCAUCUACGAAUUCAUAGCGGCGUUAAACCAUUUACUUGUACAAGUUGUGGUAAAGCAUUUCGUCAUUCAAAUAGUUUAAGACGUCAUGCACGUACAGUUCAUUCAGCAACUCGUAGUUUUACAAUGAGUCCAGCAGCAAUAUCAACAACAACAUCAUCAUCAUCACAUCGUCUUGCUACUGCGACAACAAGUAAUUCAAUGGUAUCAAUGGCAAAUGAUAUGCAUCAUUUAAGUACAAGUGAAACAUUUGAUGAUGGUACAUCAGGAUUGAUGAUUCCAUCGGAUGAAGCUGAAUCAUUACAAGGUCCACCUUCAACAUCAACAACUGGUGUACCAUCACCUUCAAUAUCUAAUGCACAAAUUGAUAGUGAUUCGCAUGAACAAUUUGGAACAGGUUGA